Molecule: messenger RNA, 2085 nt
Organism: Prionailurus viverrinus (fishing cat)
Lineage: Eukaryota; Metazoa; Chordata; Mammalia; Carnivora; Felidae
Gene: TOMT
Product: transmembrane O-methyltransferase
Exons: 4
Coding region: 703-1479 (258 amino acids)
Biological process (GO): catecholamine catabolic process; developmental process; dopamine metabolic process
Molecular function (GO): catechol O-methyltransferase activity
Source: RefSeq, a predicted model, not a curated record
CGAGGUCUGCCUUCAGGCCUGAAUACAAACAAUAUCCUCCUGAUUGCCAUUUCUGACCCCAUUCUUUGGGCAUCCCCAACUCCCUGUGCUUAAUCCCUAUUCCACGUAGCUCCAUUCAUUUAUCAAAUCAAGUAAUUACUGUCUGUGAUGUGCCACACACUGCUCUGUCUAGAUACACAGAAGUUCACAGAACAGCCUAAAGUCCCCAUAUCCGUGAAGAAUUGCAUUACGCUUUAUUCUGUUUCUGGAUCAGUCUCUUCCGCAAAAUUUGGAGUUCCUGGAGGAAUGAGACAAGAUCUGACUCCUGUGACCCACACCCUGGCAAUUGCUUAAACAAAACUUGAAUUUUGAAUUGAGUAAAUUACAGCCUCCCAUUUCCUUGGCUCACACCAUGCCCCCAUAUCCUGAUACAAGGAGUUGGAGGAGAGGUCACCAAACCCAGUAGCUGUCAUCACCCCUCAAAUCAAGACCUUGGGGUUCUGUAAAUUUAGGGCUCAUGAAGGGUAGGAGUCAGCCCCACCUUGUUCCUGCAGCUAGUAACUUGAACCACAUGUCUCAGGUAACAGCAGCAGCUUCUGCAUCAAUAAUUGAGAGCAAGUCCAGCCGGCCUCAGAGUUCUCUGGCCCUGAGGCCUCCCCCUCCUGUUCUAGGCUCUGAUCUUCCCCAAGCAGAAGUCUCCAGCACAGAGCCCUGGUAGGGACUAUGUCCCCCGCCAUCGCACUGGCCUUCCUGCCACUGGUGGUGACAUUGCUGGUGCGGUACCGUCACUACUUCCGACUGCUGGUGCGUAUGGUCUUGCUGCGGAGCCUCCGAGACUGCCUGUCAGGGCUGCAGAUUGAGGAACGGGCCUUCAGCUAUGUGCUCACUCAUGCCCUGCCUGGAGACCCCAGUCAUAUCCUCACCACCCUGGACCAUUGGAGCAGCCACUGCGAGUACCUGGGCCACAUGGGGCCUGUCAAAGGUCAGAUCCUGAUGAGGCUGGUGGAGGAGAAGGCUCCUGCUUGCGUGCUGGAGCUGGGCACCCACUGUGGGUACUCCACGUUGCUUAUUGCCCGUGCCCUGCCCCCUGGGGGCCGCCUUCUCACUGUGGAGUGGAACCCACGCACCGCAGCAGUGGCUGAAAAACUCAUCCGCCUGGCUGGCUUCGACGAGCGCACGGUGGAGCUCAUCGUGAGUAGCUCAGAGGAGGUGAUUCCACACCUACGAACCCAGUACCAGCUGAGUCAGGUAGACUUGGUGCUCCUGGCACACCGGCCCCGACGUUACCUGCGAGACCUGCAGCUUUUGGAGGCCCAUGCCCUGCUGCCAGCUGGUGCCACUGUACUGGCUGACCACGCGCUGUUCCCUGGUGCACCCCGCUUCCUGCAGUAUGCCAAGAGCUGUGGCCGCUACCGCUGCCGCCUCCACCACACUGGCCUCCCAGACUUCCCUGCCAUCAAGGACGGCAUAGCCCAGCUCACCUAUGUAGGGCCUGGCUGAGGUCCAGGCCCAGGGGCACUUUCUGCUGCCUCUCCACCCCCACCGAAGCAAGGACCUCAGAACAUCCAUUCUUCUCCCUGCUUGUGGCCUGACACAUGCUGGACUCAGGGCUGGGGAGGCUGUCCUCCAACCUCUACCCCACUCCAGUUCUACACUGACCUGAGACAUCAAGUUCUAUCAGGAUGCUUGGUUCCAUUGCCCCCCUCCUUCCAGAGAGCCAUGGAUUGACAGGCAAGAGACCUGGGCUCCCAACCCAACUCUAUCACUGAUUUUCUGGGUGACUCCAAGGGAGUCCCUGUGCUGCCUGAAGAUUUAAUCUCUCUUAACACCAAGGAAGCUAGCUGGAAAAUCUCCAGGGGCCUCCUAGCUCUAGGCCUCAGAAGCCUUCCCUCCUCAGCCCAUGCAAUUCCAGUUAGGAUCAGAGGAAACAGUAAACAUUGAGUUAGAGGCUCUGAAGGAAUGGGUACAAGCUGAACCAGAGAAAAUGGUAAUGGAGCCUGGGCCCAGGGCCAAGGCCACCUCUAGCCCUGGACAACAUGAUCCAGUAGGCUUGCCUGAAGUCCCUUGUAUGCCCUCUCCCUGAAGCUCAAGAGAAGAUGCUGGAUU